AUGGAUCUUCAAGAAGCCAUCCAAACCAACAACGAAAGACUAGAUGAUGUUCAAUACCAUCAACAUACCUUGGAGGCCUCCCUAGCUGCUUCAAAUCAGAUUAUCCAUGACAAGCUGGACAAGCAGCACCAAAGACAAGAUAGCUUGGAAUCAAAAAUAGAUGGCUUGGAUAAAAAGAUGGCUAACAGAUUUGACAGAUUUGAGUCUGGCUUGGAUAAAAAGAUGGAAGACAGAUUUGACAGAUUUGAAUCCAUCAUGAAUACAAGGUUGGCUGCCAGAUCUGUACCAGUAGAGUCAGAUCUGCAUUCUGCAGGUAAUUCCUCAACCCCAUUGGUUCCCCCUGGUUUUGAAUCUGCUCCUGUUAACACCACUCAACCUGUCCAUGUGCCACUACCCACACCAACACACCACAUCAUACCUACCCUACCUACUGCAACCCUAAAUACACCUCCCCCACCACCAUUCCCACCCCCAAUAUACAAAUCCAAUCAAACCCCACCCCAACACCAGCGUAUCCAUCACCAACUGUUCCCCACAUACCCUCUAUUUACCCAACCAACUUAUUCUCCACAAAACUCCCAACACACCCCCCAUCAACACUAUCGUACCCCUAAAAUUGAAUUAAGCCAUUUUGAUGGAACAGACCCUUUGGAAUGGAUAUUUCAAUCUGAGCAAUUUUUCACUUAUUAUAAUAUUUCUUAUGAAAAUCGUUUACCAUUGGCUGGUUUUUAUAUGAAAGGGGAAGCAUUAGGGUGGUAUAAAUGGAUGUUUCAGAAUAAUCAAUUAUCUGAUUGGAAUUCUUUUUCAAGAGAUUUAGAAUUACGUUUUGGUCCCUCUACCUAUGAGAAUCAUCAAGCCCAAUUGUUUAAACUUAGACAACAUGGGUCAGUUGCUGAAUAUCAGGCCCAAUUUGAGAAAAUCAGCAACCGAGUUUUGGGCUUACCAACAGAUGCUAUGCUAAACUGUUUUAUAUCUGGGCUGAAUGCAGAAAUUCGUAGUGAACUAGCUAUACAACGCCCCCCCCCCACUAUUUCCCAAGCAAUUGGAUUGGCCAAAUUAAUUGAAUCCAAAAUCAGAGACUCUAAACCCAAAUUUUCUAAACCAUUCACAUCACCCCCUAACCACCCCACUACCACAAGCCAUGCAACUCCUAAACAAUUACCAAACCCACCUCUGCAAUAUACCCACAACAAUACCCCCCAAACUACUUCCCCAAAUCCAAACCCCCCAUCAAAAUUACCAAUACGCCGAAUCAGCAAUGUCCAGCGUGAUGAGCGUCGUGCCCAAGGAUUGUGUUUUCACUGUGAUAAAAAAUUUGUACCGGGCCAUAAAUGCAAAACACCAAAAUUUUUAUUACUGGUGGUUGAUGAUGAAGAAUAUGUAGAUAUCGAGGAACCACCACCAGAACCAGAGGGAGAGGCAACUACUGAACCUAAUGAAACAUUUUUCCAACUAUCUCGCCAAGCACUAACCGGACAACUUUCUCCCCAAUCUUUAAAAUUCCCAGGCCUCUUACAUGGGCUUGUUGUCACCGUUUUGGUGGACACAGGCAGCACUCACAAUAUUCUCCAACCACGCAUUGCAUCCCACCUUCACAUCCCCACAAAAACCAUACCUAACUUUUCAGUCAUGGUUGGAAAUGGAUCUCACUUAAACUGUUCAGGAUUUUGCCCCAAUGUUCCCAUUAAUAUUCAAAACAACUUAUUUCAUAUUCCAUUCUAUCUAUUACCCAUUGAGGGUGCUGAUGUAGUCUUUGGAAUGGAAUGGUUACGAACCCUUGGCCCCCUUACAGCAAAUUUCUCUAUUCCCAAAUUAUCCUUCCAACACCAUGACACCAACAUAACACUCACCGGCGACCCAAAAUCCUUGCCCAUCCCAUCCACAUACCACCAACUUUGCCAUCUAGUUCACACUAAAUCCAUUGCAUCCCUACACUUACUAACAUUUCAGCCCACCACAGAAACUACAAACCCAAUAACAACCAAUAAAAAAGAAAAUCUGGACUCACUUUUUUCCACACUACCCACCCAAAUUCAAGAAGUUCUUAAACUCUACCCGACAGUUUUUCAGCCACCUCAUGGCCUUCCACCAUCUAGACCACAUGACCACAAAAUCCCAAUUCAACCAAAUACUGCCCCUAUAAACGUCAAACCAUACCGCUACCCCCAUUCCCAAAAAGAAGCAAUGACAACCAUCAUAAAUGAUAUGCUCAAAGAGGGCAUUAUCAAACCCAGCACCAGCCCAUACUCCUCUCCAGUCCUUCUCGUGCGUAAAAAAGAUGGCACAUGGCGUUUUUGCGUUGACUAUAGAGCUUUAAACGUUGUUACCGUUCGGGACAGAUUUCCCAUCCCUACCAUUGAUGAGCUCUUUGAUGAGUUGGGUUCUGCAUCUAUUUUUACAAAGAUUGACCUACGGUCAGGCUACCACCAAAUUAGAGUUGUGCAAGAAGACACUCACAAAACAGCCUUCAGAACAUUUGAUGGACACUACGAGUUUUUAGUUAUGCCAUUUGGCCUUACUAAUGCUCCUAGUACUUUCCAAUCUGCAAUGAAUGAUCUACUUCGCCCCUACUUACGACGGUUUGUUUUAGUUUUCUUUGAUGAUAUUUUAAUCUACAGCCGUUGUUUAACUGAUCAUUUACACCAUCUACGCUUGAUUUUAGAUUUACUGUCUUCAAAUCAAUUUUUUGCAAAGUUUUCUAAGUGUGCUUUUGCAGUGGAAAAAGUUGAUUAUUUAGGCCAUGUUAUUUCUUCAAAUGGUGUAACCCCAGAUCCGGAAAAAAUUCAAGCUAUUCUAGACUGGCCAAGGCCACGCUCUCUCACGACACUCAGGGGUUUUUUAGGCCUCACCGGCUUUUAUAGACGGUUUGUCCGCCAUUACGCAUCUCUCGCUGCUCCCCUCACCGAUUUAUUGCGUUCCACUAAUUUUGUUUGGAGUACAGAUACAGAGUUGGCUUUUACAACAUUAAAAACAAAAAUGACAGAAACACCAGUCUUGGUUUUGCCAGAUUUCUCAAAGGUCUUCAUUGUUGAAACCGAUGCUUCAGCAGUUGCAGUAGGUGCUGUCCUCUCCCAAGAAGGUCAUCCCUUAGCCUUCUUUAGCCGGAAAAUGUGCCCUCGUAUGCAGGCUGCCUCAACUUAUGUUCGUGAGAUGUACGCCAUCACAGAAGCUGUAAAAAAAUGGCGUCAGUACCUUAUAGGAAGACACUUCCAUAUAUUCACAGAUCAGAAGAGUUUGAGAAAUUUAUUAGUACAAACUAUACAAACUCCAGAACAACAGAAAUGGGCAUCUAAGUUACAGGGGUUCAGUUUCGAAAUAUACUACAAACCUGGUAAAACCAACCAAGUGGCCGAUGCUCUCAGUCGACGACACACAGAUGAGGCUAUCUUCAUGCCCAUUUCCUCACCUUUACCAACUCUUCUGGCCAACCUCAGACAGUAUUACAGGGAUCAAGAGGGAAAAACAUUAGUGCUCAAGAGUGAGACGGAUGCAAACAUGAAACAAGUUUUUAGAUUUACAGAUGGGUUACUAUACUUUAAAGAAAAAAUCUAUUUACCUGAUGUUUCAGAUCUACGUCAAGCUAUCAUCAAAGAGUAUCAUUGUACCCCCAUGGCUGGCCACUCUAGUGUUCAACCCACUCUUUCCAGAAUAUCAGCAUCCUUUCUUUGGCCAGGCCUUUAUACAGAUGUAAAACAGUUUGUAAAGACUUGUACAACUUGUCAACAGAACAAAUACCUACCAACAAAAAAACAAGGGUUAUUACAACCAUUGGAUAUACCAUCUCAAGUAUGGCAAGACUUGUCAAUGGAUUUUAUAACACACUUACCACAAUCUUUUGGCCACACUGUUAUUUGGGUGAUUUAUGAUCGUCUCACCAAGUUCGUGCACUUCAUAACAUUACCAACCAAGUUUUCGGCACCAGAUCUGGCUUCUCGUUUCUCUGUAGAGAUUUGUCGUUUGCAUGGGAUUCCUCAAUCUAUCGUCUCAGACAGAGAUCCAUUGUUCCUCAGUGCUUUUUGGAAAGAACUCUUCCGGGUUCAAGGAACUACACUGAAAUACAGCACAACUUAUCAUCCGGAGACAGACGGUCAAACAGAAGUCGUAAAUCGCAGUUUGGAAGCUUACCUACGAUGUUUCACCAACGACAAUCCUCGCAAAUGGUUUAAAUACUUGCAUCUUGCUGAGUUUUGGCACAACUCUACUUUCCACUCAGCCAUUCAGAUGACUCCUUUUGAAGCCCUCUAUGGUCGUCAACCUCCAGCCAUCAUAGACUAUGUCGCUGGAUCUGCUGCUAUCACGGAUCUGGAUGAUUCUCUACAAAAAAGACAAGAGCUCCUUAACACUUUGAAAUCAAAUUUGAAAAGAAGCAGACAGAAAAUGGAAGAUCAAGCCAACAAAUCACGAAAAGAUUGUACCUUUGAGUCAGGAGAUUUAGUCCUGCUGCGACUUCAGCCUUAUCGACAGUCCACUGUGCAGCGUCGUGUGUCUCAGAAACUUUCCCAACGUUUCUUUGGUCCUUUUUCCGUUCGUCGUCGUAUUGGCUCUGUGGCGUAUGAACUUGACUUACCUCCAUCAACACGGAUCCACCCGGUUAUUCAUGUUUCUCAACUCAGAGCAUACCAUGGAGAUAACCCACAAGCUCAUUUUACUCCCAUUCCUGAUGAUAUGAGAGGACAAAUUUUUUUCGAAGGAAUAGAUGAAGGUACUUCUGUUGUUGGAAAUCACAGGAGAAACUUAGAAAGUACUCUAGAAAGAGAAGAGAGUACUUUAGAAAGAGGAGAGAAGUACAUUGGUAGAUCUAACUUUGAAACUGAACACCAAACCUUUCCACAGACUAUAUCUCAUUUAACCCACUCACCUUCCAAAAAUUCUCUGGCUCAAUCACAGCCCUCAGAUGAAUUACCAAUAAAAGAUAUUGCCACAGGACCGUUGGAUUUUUUGGACACAGAUAAUCAUCCCGUUGAGAUGCUACCAGCAAGGGACACGUGUCCCUCAUCCUCCCACUCUCCUCCACGUGAUAUUAAAGAAAAUCAAGGGGAAUCCCCACACUCCUUCACGUGCCCCAAUGGUCAAAACAAGUGGAAGGACUUGUCCCCUCCAAAGCUUGACAACACGUUUCCUUAUGCUGACUACACGGUUCCCACUCAUUAUAUUUCCAAGACAGCCUGUCCACCACAUGAUCUCCUCACUACUCCUGUCUUAUCCAACAACCUUGAGGACAAGGUUCUCACUAAAGCGGGAGGUAUUGAUAGCAAGCUGGAUUCUACUAAGCCCAAGAGGAUUAUCAAGGAGCCUUUUUGGAAGAAAGACUUUAUUUAA
Molecule: messenger RNA, 5319 nt
Organism: Trifolium pratense (red clover)
Lineage: Eukaryota; Viridiplantae; Streptophyta; Magnoliopsida; Fabales; Fabaceae
Exons: 1
Coding region: 1-5319 (1772 amino acids)
Biological process (GO): DNA integration; proteolysis
Molecular function (GO): nucleic acid binding; aspartic-type endopeptidase activity
Source: RefSeq, a predicted model, not a curated record